AUGCAGCGCUUCUUUGUGCAAGAACGCCGUGAGAAGAAGCUGUUCGAUGCGAUGCCGCCGGGCCGCGCGCCGGGCGGCCAAGGCGCGUGCCUGGUGGGGCUUCCUGGCCCAGCUAGCGGGGCCAUGUCCAGCUUGACCGCCGAGGAGCCCCGUGACAACGAGCCGGGGCCAGGCAGUUCAGCGGAGCCGACGCCGGAGCCUGCUUGUGGGUGGUGGAACUUCGCCAUGGGAAUCUCCCGCGACUCGCGGCACAAGCACUACAAGACCGGAGGGAGCGUCCCAAGCGAGCCAACCAAGCUGCCUUCCAUGGGGAAAUACCGCGCCUUGCGCCUGGACGCGGGCAACUACGCCUGGGGCUCCGAGAACAUCGCCAAGAAGGUGAGGAUUUUGGAUGUGGUCUACAACGCCACCAGCAACGAGUUGGUGCGAACCAAGACCUUGCUCAAGAACACCAUCGUGCAGAUUGAUGCCCACCCCUUCAUGCAGUACUACCAGAAGAAGUACGGCCUCGACUUGGGAAAGAAGAAGAAGACGGGUGCUGCGGACAAGGGCGACAAGAAGGAGGAGGCUAAGGAGGAGGUCAAGCUCAGCCGCCAUGUGAUUGCCAAGCAGAAGGCCCGCGCAGCUAAGACCAAGCUCGACACCUUGCUGGAGGAGCAAUUUCAGAGCGGCCGCCUCUUGGCUUGCAUCGCAUCAAGGCCCGGGCAGUGCGGCCGCGCUGAUGGCUAUGUCCUGGAGGGUGAGGAGACCGAAAGUUCAAUGGGUUUAGGGUUUAGGGUUUAG
This is a messenger RNA of Symbiodinium natans, 783 nucleotides long. The record is from the annotation of a GenBank genome assembly. Lineage: Eukaryota; Dinophyceae; Suessiales; Symbiodiniaceae.